AUGGUUUUGAUACGCUGCUUGGAAACAGCCAUUUUAAUACUCCUCUUUUCAAGUUUGCAUACAGAUGCUAAACCACUGAGAAAGAGAACCAUCAGUGAGGUACAGUUAAUGCACAAUGUUCAGGAACACAAACAAGUGGGAGAGCGACAGGGAUGGCUCCAGGAGAAAUUGAAGGACAUUAUUGUAUCCACUGCCGACCCUCAACACGGACAAUUAGCCACUAUCAAAAAUAUAUUCCCAAAUGAGGUUCUUGGUGCAAGAAAACAACAACUAAAUUGACUAUUGUAGAAGUACAGUAUUUGCUAUUAUUGCUUUAUUUCUUUAUUUCAGUGUUUCUUUUAUUUAUUUUAGGUAA
This is a messenger RNA of Phycodurus eques (leafy seadragon), 355 nucleotides long. It is a transcript of the gene pth1b, whose product is annotated as parathyroid hormone 1b. The record is from RefSeq and is a predicted model, not a curated record. The transcript has 2 exons. Gene Ontology annotation, molecular function: hormone activity. Gene Ontology annotation, cellular component: extracellular region. NCBI's taxonomy places the organism in Eukaryota, Metazoa, Chordata, Actinopteri, Syngnathiformes, Syngnathidae. Gene Ontology annotation, biological process: intracellular calcium ion homeostasis. The coding region runs from base 1 to 279 and encodes 92 amino acids.